Messenger RNA from Schistocerca gregaria, 561 nucleotides. RefSeq lists its product as uncharacterized. The transcript has a single exon. The record is from RefSeq and is a predicted model, not a curated record. Lineage: Eukaryota; Metazoa; Arthropoda; Insecta; Orthoptera; Acrididae. The coding region runs from base 1 to 561 and encodes 186 amino acids.
AUGACUUCUUCCCGUUGGGACGUUUUGAAGAAGUAUCUGCCUAACCUGUCGCUGAAGCCACUGAACGAAGCUAGGUGGGAAAGUCGCACCGAUACACUUACUCCCCAGAAGUUUCAAAUUGAAGGCGUUUAUGAUGUACUCGUUCAGAUAUCAGAAGAAUUCGAUGCCAUGACCGCUCACAAAGCAACGUCACUUGCAAAUCAAAUAAAAAAUUACACCUUUCUCACUUCUCUGGUAACCUGGUGUGAUGUUAUGCUUCACACCAGUGUAGUCAGUAAGACCAUCCAGACCAUUGACAUAAAUGUUUCUGAAGCCGUAGAAAUGACUGAAAAACAAAAGAGUAUUUGGAGACCUGCAAAACAGAAGAAAAGUUUGUGUCUUCCCUUGACGGAUUCCAAAGAAUUGGCUACAGAGUUAGAGCUAGAAUAUCUAACGUUACCACUUAUAAGUGUUUCCCAGCGACGAAGUAAGAAGCCAAUACACUUUACCUAUGAAGGGAGGGGUGAGACAAUAGAUGACCCAGCAAAAUGUUACAAGAUUGAAUUCUACUAUAUCUUUUAG